AUGGAUAUAAAGGUUAUACAGAUUAACUUGAAUAACUCAAGGAUAGCCCUGGAUAGCCUCAAGCAAAUGAUGUUGGAAAAUGGCACGGAUGUUGCAAUUAUAUGUGAACCACCAAGGAAUAUAACAGGAGGGAUGUGGUUCAUGAGCCAGGACGGCAAGGCUGCAAUCCUAGUUAAAAACCCGAAAAUUGCAGUAGAUAAAGAAGAAAUGAGAGAAAGUAUAAGGAGGGAAGGAAAGUUAAGUAGUGAGGAAGCAGAACAGCUAGAGAUUGUAAGAACUAUAACGGAACCAUGGCAGGAGAAAACCGCCAUGAUUAAACUGCCUAAAAAAUGGGUAGACAAACUAUGUGAUAAUGAAAAAAUUAAAAUAUUGGGUUGUCCGGAAAGAGAAAUGUUAAACAUAUCAAAAUCGACCAUCCACAAGCAUUUUGUAAAGCUUGGCUACGUAAACCGGUUUGACGUAUGGGUUCCGCACGAUUUAACGGAGAAAAACCUGAUGGAUCGCAUUUCCAUUUGCGACUCUGUCUAUAAACGAAACGAGGAGACACCGUUUUUGAAGCAACUAGUGACGGGAGAUGAAAAAUGGAUAAUUUACAACAAUGUUCAGCGAAAACGGUCUUGGGGAAAGCGGAAUGAACCACCAUUAGUUACCCCAAAAGCCGGUCUUCAUCCGAAGAAGGUCAUGCUCUGCGUCUGGUGGGAUUGGAAAGGAAUCCUUUAUUAUUACCUUCUGGCAAACAAUGAAACCAUAAAUUCUGAAAAAUAUUGCUCCCAAUUAGAGGAAUUAAGGGUAGCAAUUGAGCAAAAACGUCUAGAAAUGGCGAAUCGGAAGGGCGUCAUGUUUCACCAGGACAAUGCGCGACCUCAUGUGUCCUUAACAACGCGACAAAAGUUGUUGGAGCUUGGUUGGGAUGUUGAUGGACACAAUGCAGAGUGUAUAGAUGUUGGAGGUGUGGCAGGUAUGGCCACGGCACAGGAGAAUGCAGAGUACAAAUAG
Habropoda laboriosa is the source of this 996-nucleotide messenger RNA. Its product is annotated as histone-lysine N-methyltransferase SETMAR-like. The record is from RefSeq and is a predicted model, not a curated record. The transcript is spliced from 4 exons. Gene Ontology annotation, molecular function: nucleic acid binding. The coding region runs from base 1 to 996 and encodes 331 amino acids. Lineage: Eukaryota; Metazoa; Arthropoda; Insecta; Hymenoptera; Apidae.